Molecule: messenger RNA, 1626 nt
Organism: Didymella exigua CBS 183.55
Lineage: Eukaryota; Fungi; Ascomycota; Dothideomycetes; Pleosporales; Didymellaceae
Product: quinate permease
Exons: 5
Coding region: 1-1626 (541 amino acids)
Biological process (GO): carbohydrate transport; transmembrane transport
Cellular component (GO): membrane
Molecular function (GO): carbohydrate:proton symporter activity
Source: RefSeq, a predicted model, not a curated record
AUGGGCUGUUUUACCACUCAUGCAUCUGGCACGUUAGAUCCUCCGGAGGUGAGGAACUGGCGCCUCCAUGUCAUCGCCUGUAUUGCCUCCAUGUCGGCCCUAGCCAUGGGUUACGAUACCGCCGUCAUUGGCGGAACCAUGGCCCUAGACUCGUUUAGACGCGACUUUGGGACCAUCAACAUCCCUCAGAAUCAGCGCGAUACGAUUCAGGGUAAUAUAGUCUCUACUUUCCAGGCCGGCUGCUUCUUCGGCGCCCUCUUCGCCUUCCCACUUGCGGAAAAGCUCGGUCGAAAGAAAACGAUGAUUAUCGCCUCAUCCGUCUUCCUCAUCGGAGGCACGCUGAUGACGGCAGCUCAGGGUAAACUGAACAUGAUCUACGCUGGCCGAGCCGUAGCUGGCUUGGGCAUCGGUGCAUCAUCUAUGACAGUGCCCGUCUACAUCGCCGAAAUUGCCCCACCCUCUGUUCGGGGUCGUCUCAUUGGUAUCUUUGAGAUCGCUUCGCAAGGUGGGGGUAUGCUUGGCUUCUGGAUCAACUACGCCUGCGAUCGAACCAUCGACGUCGAGAGACAAGCCCAGUGGAUAGUCCCGCUCGCCAUUCAGCUCAUCCCUGGUCUUUUGCUGCUCAUGGGUGUUGCCUGGUGUCCGGAGUCUCCAAGGUGGCUGGCCCGCGGGGACAAUUUCGAAGGAGCUGAAAAGAUCCUGACGAAACUUCGUAACCUCGACUCAUCACACGCAUACAUUCAGCAUGAAAUGAGUGAGAUCCGCGCACAAGUCGAAGAGCGCAGUACCAACCGCAUGAGCAAGAAGGCUCAGUUCAAGAAGCUAUUCCAGAAGGGCGUGCGUAACCGCAUGGCCAUCGGUCUCGCUCUCAUGUUCUUGCAGUCAUUCACUGGAGUUAACAUCAUCACCUACUACGCUCCUCGCAUCUUCGAAACCCUUGGCAUAUCCGGGACCUCCCUGAAGCUCUUCUCCACCGGCUUUUACGGUAUUGCAAAGACGCUUGGCAUGUGCACCUUCACCUUCGUCGUUGUUGAACGAGUGGGUCGUCGCAAGGGUCUCAUCUGGGGCGCCGCCCUUGGCUGCAUUCCCAUGUGGUAUAUUGGCGGGUACGUCAUGAAGGCUGACCCUGCCGCCGCCGCUGCUGCAGGAACCAUCAACCGCGACGGCUGGGGCUAUCUUGCCAUGGUGUGCGUGUACAUCAACGCGUUUAUCAUUUGCGCGACGUGGCAGGGCAUCACGUGGACGUACGCAUCCGAGAUCUUCCCCCUCGACAUCCGCAUGCUCUGCGUCUCCCUCACCACCGCCGACACCUGGCUCGGAUCCUUCAUCAUCGCCCGCUCCACGCCCUACAUGAUCAGCGACCUCGGGUACGGCGCGUACUUCUUCUUUGCCUCCAUUCUCGUCGCCAUGGGCAUCUGGAGCUUCUUCUUCGUGCCCGAGACCAAGGGCAUUACGCUUGAGGAAAUGGACGCCCUCUUCCUGACUCCCGUGCACAAGGCCGUUUGGGCCCAGAUCCGCGGGAAGCAGCUGUUCGUGGAUGAGUAUGAGGUUGCGCGGGGCAAGUUGGGGGAGAAGAGCGGCGUGGUGUAUACGGAGAGCGUUCCGCAGAAUCAGAAAGGGAUGUAG